AUGGAGUUCAUAUUUAUUGAAAAGACCAGUAAAAGCUCAAAGAAUCCAUUCACCCCAGAAGAAGAUCGUAAACUCAGCGAUCUUGUGAAGUUCUUUCCACGAAAAAGGGAUAUAAACUGGAAUUAUAUAGCACAGCAGAUGAUUUCGAGAAAUCCAAGGCAAUGCAAAGAUCGCUGGACUAACUAUCUUGACAAUAGAAUCAACAAAAAAGAUUUUACGCCGGAAGAAAAUCAUUUUCUUCUUGUCAAAGUUGAGGAAUUGGGAAAGAAAUGGAGAAAGAUUGCUUCAUUAAUGCACAACAGAACUGAUGUUAGUCUAAAAUCUCAGUAUCGAAAAUUAAUGAGGCGAAAUGCAUCCAGAGAAAAUGUUUAUAAUCUCUGCAUGGAAGCAUAUUCAACUAGGAGAAAGAACAAAUCUACAGCCAAUACCAAAAAAGAAGAUCAAGUGCUUGAUUUAACAAUUCCUGAGUCAUAUGAAUUUCAAUUCAUUUUCGAUGAAUUGAACUCAUUGAGCUUUGACCCGGCGGAUUUGGAAUUUUAA
Molecule: messenger RNA, 540 nt
Organism: Trichomonas vaginalis G3
Lineage: Eukaryota; Parabasalia; Trichomonadida; Trichomonadidae
Product: RNA polymerase II transcription regulator recruiting protein
Exons: 1
Coding region: 1-540 (179 amino acids)
Biological process (GO): regulation of DNA-templated transcription
Cellular component (GO): nucleus
Molecular function (GO): DNA-binding transcription factor activity, RNA polymerase II-specific; RNA polymerase II cis-regulatory region sequence-specific DNA binding
Source: RefSeq, a predicted model, not a curated record